Molecule: messenger RNA, 1266 nt
Organism: Acyrthosiphon pisum (pea aphid)
Lineage: Eukaryota; Metazoa; Arthropoda; Insecta; Hemiptera; Aphididae
Product: zinc finger MYM-type protein 1-like
Exons: 3
Coding region: 1-1266 (421 amino acids)
Molecular function (GO): protein dimerization activity
Source: RefSeq, a predicted model, not a curated record
AUGCAAGGGGAAUACCAAGGUUUAAGAUCUCAUAUCCAAUCACAGAAUCCACGGGCUGUAUAUAUUUGGUGUUUUGCGCAUAUACUAAAUCUAGUUGUUGUAGAUGUAUGUGAAUCUAACAUAGAUAUCAAAAUUUUUAUUUCUAAUAUCCAAGCUUUGACUACAUUCAUGUCAGCUAGAAAACGAACAGCAGACUUUGUUGAAGCUCAACUAUCAUUAUACCCAAAUAUGAGAGUACAAAGAAUGAAAAAUUUGUCCACUACUCGUUGGACCUCACACGAUCGUGCAGUUAAUGUAGUUUUUCUUAAAUACUUGGCUGUUAUAGUAACUUUAGAAAACCUCACUAAGUCACCUGAUACUAGCACAGCAUGCCAAGCAAAGGAAGCAUUACAUUUAGUGGAUAGUGCACAAGAUCGAAUGAAAAAAUUAAGAACUGAAGAAAUAUUUAACAACUUAAUGGAUGAAGCCAAAUCAUUUGCUACACUGUAUAAUUUAGAAGAAACUAGUUUAAAAGAAGAUCAAAUAAGGAGAAAAACAAAAAUGCCUGGUGAAAAUUGCAGAGAUGAAGCUCCCACUAAUGUUAUUAACAAGUUUAAGAUAAAUGUAUAUUUCUAUACUUUGGAUAAAAUAAUUGGUACACUAGACAGUCGUUUUCAAUCCAGUCGCGGUCUAUUAACAGAUCUCAGUAGACUAUCAUAUGCUCGUAUUAAAGAUGCAGCAAAAAACUCAUUUCUUCCUCCAAAUACAUUUUUAGAACUUCAUAAAUGGUUUCCUGAAAUAAAUGUAAGCAAUUUACAAUCUGAAUAUUUGGCUUUUGCAGCAAGUUUUGAUUCUUUGGAAGUUGGUGUUACUAAUCCGGAAAUAUCUAAAAUCUCUGUUCAACAGUCAACUAAUAUUAAUGAGAAUGAUGAGAUUGAUAGUGAAAGUGAAAAUGAAGAAGUUUCUCAUACGAAUGAUAAACAAUUUGGUUUUGCUUCUCGAAUGGUCCAAAUGAUGAGUAGUUAUGGUUUAAUGGCUUCGUUUCCUAAUUUAUAUCUAGCUUUUAAAGCCAUGUGCACUAUUCCUGCAUCUUCUGCUUCUACGGAACGAGUAUUUUCUAAGGUAAAGAUAAUAAAGAAUAGACUAAGAACAACCAUCGGACAAAAGAUAUUGGAAUCUUUAAUGCUUUUAUCUUGUGAAAAAGAUAUUGCUCUUGAUUUAGAAGAAGCAUUAAAUAGAUUUGGUAAAUCUUCUCAACUGCUAGAAAGAGCUCUUUUAUUUAAAUAA